Messenger RNA from Acaulospora morrowiae, 837 nucleotides. Lineage: Eukaryota; Fungi; Glomeromycota; Glomeromycetes; Diversisporales; Acaulosporaceae. The record is from the annotation of a GenBank genome assembly.
AUGCUGGAUUUACCGCGUUUGAGGCUACUCGUCAUAUCCAUGAAAUCUUCGGAACGCACGAGUCGUGAAAAUUCGACCUGUCCCAACUCGAAUUUCAAGAACACGAUAGUAACGGUGACGGACACGAGGUCUUUCAUGCCAACCACCAUGUCCGAUGCAUUCAAAAUAUCAAAAAACAGUUUUGGUGUGCGUUCAUGCACCCCGUUCGUCAAGAACAUUGGUUAUAUUCCUCACAAUUUAAAAAACCCCACAAUUUUUGACUACAAUUUUAAGGUCUCAAUCCCAGGAUGGACGAUCGUGGAUGCUAUGCUUGGAUUUGAUAGACAUGCCUCUUACCAAAUAGUAUGCCGGUACUGGCUAAAUGGAAGAGAGGUUAACAAGUUAAUAGUUAACAAAAGGUACACUGAUUUCUAUUGGUUUCACCAAGGACUUGUACGCAAACAUGGAGAUUCUAUUGUUCCCAAGUUGACCCCAAAGCAAUGGCAAGGAAGAUUCGAACCGAAGUUCAUUGAGAAAAGACGCAUAAAUCUUGAAUAUUAUCUUCGGAGUCUUGUAAUGUCACACCGAGAAGAAUUGAUUUCGUUCUUGGAUGGAUGUAGAAAGGGUACGAAGGUAAUAACUGACGGUGGCCCGCAAUUCAAAUCGGAAUGCUUGAGAAACGUCAAAGUCAAGGAUAAUCCACCAAUACGUAGUUGCCUUGCAGUAGGCACUACUCGAUGUCGAAUAAAUAAUCGAGUACAUUUUGCUGACUGGGUUUUGAACAACGAAAAAGCAUCAAGGAAUCCAAAUACCCGAGAACACGUAUCACAGAAUGAAAAUAUAAAGUAUCACAUGUGA